UCCCACGUCUUCUCUAACUUGUCUUCCUUUUCCUGAGUGCUGGUGUGUAUGUAGCAAGCUACGAACUUGACCGCAGCAAAAUGUUCAAUUUCGGAUCAAAAAUACUUGUACUUUUUCUCGUGGCUUUCCCAUGUGGGCUGAUAUCCUUCGGCCGAGUAUCUGCAGACUCUGAGUCUGCGGAGGACAUUUUCCCGGAUUCAACAGUCGAUGAGGAUGAGGAGGAGGAAGAGGAUGAGGUGCUGGUGGAAGAAGAUCAGGUCCCAGGCUCAGAAACAGAAGAUGACAUAGAUGAAGAUGCUGCAGUUGGAGAUGUAACCUCUCACCCUGAUGCUGACACCACCAUUGUCUUUGUGACUGGGGAAGAGUUCCCAGCCAAUGAGAUUGUGAAGUUCCUGGUGGGUUUCACCAACAAGGGAAGCCAGGAUUUCACUGUCCAUUCCCUGGAGGCCUCCUUCCGUUACCCUCAGGACUUCCAGUUCUACAUCCAGAACUUCACAGCCUUGCCCCUGAGCACUGUGGUCCAGCCCCAGAAGCAGGCCUCCUUUGAGUACUCCUUCAUCCCUGCUCAGCCUAUGGCUGGUCGUCCCUUCGGCCUGGUUAUCCUACUCAACUACCAGGACAGUGAGGGCAACGGUUUCCAGACGGCCAUUUACAACCAGACCGUCACUAUCGUUGAGCUGGAGGAGGGAUUGGAUGGAGAGACAAUAUUCAUGUAUAUCUUCCUGACUGGAUUGGUUGUCUUGGCGGUCUUUGGCAUGUACCAGGUGCUGGAGUCUAGGACGAGGAAGAGGUUCCCUGUGAAGGUGGAGACGGGCACUGGUGGGAUGAACGGUGUUGACAUAAGCUGGAUUCCCCAAGAGACCCUCAACAUCAUGAGCAAGGCAUCGGCAUCCCCUAAAGCCUCCCCAAGGAAACGCACCAAGAGAGCGGUGGGAGUAGAUCAGUAAACCAUUCCAUGAUGUGGCCGUCUUCAUAUCAAUGUCCACCAGGCCCAUGUUCAAGGCCCAUGACAUCACAACCGUCAACACCAUCAACCUCUGCUCAACCUCUGGGUGGACCUAGUUAGUUAUCCAAGAGCUUUUCGCCGCUGAUACAUAGGCAUACACAAAAUGUCUCAAUGUCAAGGGUUCUUGGACUGAAGACACUGGUGUCACAAAUGUGUCCCAUUUAGACACCACUCUAGUUGGACAUGGUCAUAAUUGUGCAUAUUUGGCCCACAUUUAGUUUAAUAAAGGAACUUGUUUUUUAUCACUGUGUGGUUGAAACACUAACGGACUGAUAUGAGACUAAAGACUGAGUAAUUGAAUCACCAUGCCAGCUCCAUGAAAGACAUGGGGAAGACUUGGAGUUUUAGACCUGCCAAAGAAAGCAAUAAUGCUACACCAAGUAUUUCAAUCAAUCUUUUUUCUUUUUUUUACUUUUACAAAUGUAUUUAAAUACUUAAAUUCCUGAAGUAUUACGAUAUUGAGCUUUUAGUUCUAUUUUAUUCUGUGCCUUAGUGGCUGACUCCCUGUCUGCACGGUCAGGAAUUGAGAUAGUGACCAAAAGGGUCUCCCAAGUUCCUCCAAGGGAAAGUUUUCCUUAAUGUGGACCAGGUUUUUCAGUGUCAUACUUUGGAAUAUCAUAAAGAUGCUUUGAAAGGCUCAGCGAAGAGAAUUUCAAAAGAAAAGGCCAUCAGCUACCAGGUUACAUUGUUAAAUGUGAAUGAUACAAAUGCAUUUGAAAAGGUACUUGCUUUCAGAGUCCGGUUUCAUUUUUUCCCAAACCAUACUACAAUAAAUGUAACUGGUUGAA
Molecule: messenger RNA, 1794 nt
Organism: Oncorhynchus keta (chum salmon)
Lineage: Eukaryota; Metazoa; Chordata; Actinopteri; Salmoniformes; Salmonidae
Product: translocon-associated protein subunit alpha
Exons: 9
Coding region: 81-947 (288 amino acids)
Cellular component (GO): endoplasmic reticulum; endoplasmic reticulum membrane
Source: RefSeq, a predicted model, not a curated record